This is a messenger RNA of Acanthamoeba castellanii str. Neff, 2592 nucleotides long. RefSeq lists its product as uncharacterized. NCBI's taxonomy places the organism in Eukaryota, Discosea, Longamoebia, Acanthamoebidae. Gene Ontology annotation, biological process: endonucleolytic cleavage of tricistronic rRNA transcript (SSU-rRNA, 5.8S rRNA, LSU-rRNA); ribosome biogenesis; maturation of SSU-rRNA from tricistronic rRNA transcript (SSU-rRNA, 5.8S rRNA, LSU-rRNA). The transcript has 15 exons. Gene Ontology annotation, cellular component: nucleus; preribosome, small subunit precursor. The record is from RefSeq and is a predicted model, not a curated record. Bases 1 to 2592 code for a protein of 863 amino acids. Gene Ontology annotation, molecular function: GTP binding; GTPase activity; U3 snoRNA binding.
AUGGAGGGUCAUCGCCACAGGCCAGGCCCGCUGAAGCAGACGAAUAAGGCGUUUAAGCCCGGCAAGCAUGCCACCAAGGGUGAACUCCGCCGCAAGGUGAAGGGUAAGGUUGGCAAGACCACCGUCCAGCAGCGCCCCAGCCUCAAGAAGGUCGUCGGUAACUCGCGUGAGAACCGAAAGAAGCUGCAACACAUCAAGAGCCUACAAAAGAAGGCGGAGGUGCUUCACAGCAAGCGCCUGGGCACUUCGGCCGGUCCGCCCAAAAUCAUCGGUAUCAUUAGCCUGGGCGCCAAUGCCGAUACCAAGGCUGCCCGAUCCAUGCUGCUCGCGGAGGCAUCUUCUCCUAUUUCCGCCGAGCGAGUGGGUCCCAUCACAGCCAAUUUCCCGGCGUUCAAGCAGAGAAUGACGUUGUUCGAGGCCCCGCGCGACAUUGAGGCCGUGCUGGACAUCGCCAAGGUCGCGGACAUUCUUCUCCUCGUCAUCCCCGCCGACGGUGGUGUGGACGCCACCGGCGAGGCCUUCCUGUCGGCCGUCAAGGCGCAGGGAAUGCCCUCCCUGCUGGUCGCACUACAGGGACUGGCUGCCGUUCCUCAGAAGAACAGAGCCGACAUCAAGAAGCAGAUCAAGGAAUUCGCUGAGUUCCACUUCCCCGACUUUGAUCGCGUGCUUCCUCUCGACACAGCCGACGAGGCCACCCAGGUCAUGCGUUUCCUGUCCAAUUUGCGAGUACGCCAGGUGCUGAGCAGGGAGAGGCGACCCUAUCUCCUGGUCGACUCGCUCCACUUCGAGCCCACCGGCGUGCAGCCCUCAGCCGCCUCCGGGCCGUUCGCCGAGUCGACCACCAUCCCCGUGGGAAUCCUCAAGGUGUCGGGCUACCUGCGCGGCGGCCCGCUGUCGGCCAACGACCUGGUGCACCUGCCCGACUUUGGCGACUUCCAGAUGUCGCAGAUCGACGGCACGCCCGACCCCCACCCGUACAGCACGCGGGUGCCGAAGGACGGCAAGAAGGGCGAGGGCAUGGAGGCGGAGGAGGGCGAGGGUGCACAGCGGAGGGAGACUCUGGAAAUUUUGGACAUGGCCGACCCUGACAAGCAGGAAUCCCUGCAAUCCGAGGUGGUGCCCGACGUGAUGGCGAACGAGCAGAACUUGACCGCCGAGGACGAGGCGGAGAUCAUGUCUCAGGUUUCGGGCACGGACAGGAAGAAGAAGAGGAAGAAGGUCCCCAAGGGCUACUCCUCGUACCAGUCGGCCUGGAUUGUCGACUCGGACGAGGAUGAGGACGAUGACGGCGAAGGAGAAGACGACGAGGACGACCAGGGAUCGAUGGACCUGGACGGCGGCGAGAAGGGCAAGGAGCACGGCGAGAUGGGCAUGGACGGAUCGGAACACAGCAACGAUGAGGGAGGGGACAACGACGGCGAUGAGGAGGAUGAUGGUGAAGACGAUGGUGAGGAUGGGUGGACCGAGGAUGGCGACGGCACUGAGACCAUAGAUAUGGAAGCGGCGGAACUGGAACGUGAGCGCAUGCGACAGGAGGCCACGGAGGACAUGAAGUGGCCGGACGAGGUGCAGACCCCGAUGAGCGUCAAGGCCAAGAUCCGCUUCCAGAAGUACCGAGGGCUCAAGUCGUUCCGCAACACGCCGUGGGACCCCAAGGAGAACCUGCCCCUGGACUACGCCCGCAUCUUCCAGUUCAAGAACUUCACCAGGACCGUGAAGAAGCUCCUCGACGAGAGAGACGGCAUUGUGAUGGGCACCUACGUCACGCUGCACGUCCUGAACGUGCCGCAGGCGCUGGGCGAGUGGAUCAACCCCUCGCGCCCGUUCGUCGUGAGCGGCCUCUUCAAGCACGAGCACAAGACGACCGUCAUCAACUUUGCCGUGCAGAGGAUGCCCUCGUACACGGAGCCCGUCAAGUCGAAGGAGGAGCUCAUCAUCCAGUGCGGCUUCCGGCGCUACAGGUCGCGCCCGGUCUUCUCGCAGCACUCGAUCAGCUCCGACAAGUUCAAGUCCGAGCGCUUCUUCCAGCCUAACCGCAACUCCGUGGCCACCAUCUACGGCCCCGUCAUGGUGCCGCCCGCGCCAGUGCUCAUGUUCAAGGAGAUCGACGAGAACUUUGGCCUCUCGGCGUCGCCCAAGCCCGUGCACUCGUUGCGGCUGGUGGCCAUCGGCUCGCUCCUCUCCGUGGACCCCGACCGCGUGGUGGUCAAGAAGAUCGUCCUCACCGGCUAUCCCUACAAGAUCCACAAGCGCGGAGCCGUCAUCAAGCACAUGUUCUACCACCCUGACGACGUGCGAUGGUUCUCGCCGGUAGAGCUGUGGACCAAGUACGGACGCAGUGGACACAUCAAGGAGCCCCUGGGCACGCACGGCCUCAUGAAGUGCCGAUUCGAUGGCAAGAUCCAGAACCACGACACCGUGUGCAUGAACCUCUACAAGCGAAUCUAUCCGAAGUGGGGUACGACGACGCUGCUCAGCGAGAAGCCCUCGUCCUACCGCCCGCGGGGAUCGGCCUUCUCAACGUCGUCCUCUUCUGCCUCGGGUCCGUCUGCCCUCACGGCCGAAGCCCUCGCCAGGCACGACGCCAUGUGA